This is a messenger RNA of Artibeus jamaicensis (Jamaican fruit-eating bat), 5134 nucleotides long. RefSeq names its product dual specificity tyrosine phosphorylation regulated kinase 1A (gene DYRK1A). Gene Ontology annotation, biological process: protein autophosphorylation; peptidyl-serine phosphorylation; peptidyl-threonine phosphorylation. Lineage: Eukaryota; Metazoa; Chordata; Mammalia; Chiroptera; Phyllostomidae. Gene Ontology annotation, molecular function: protein serine/threonine kinase activity; protein serine/threonine/tyrosine kinase activity; ATP binding. The transcript is spliced from 12 exons. Bases 200 to 2491 code for a protein of 763 amino acids. Gene Ontology annotation, cellular component: nucleus. The record is from RefSeq and is a predicted model, not a curated record.
GGUUUCCAGACCAUGAGAGGCCUGUCUGGACCGAUGACGUGCUCUGAACGCCGCCCAAGAUGCCGGUUUCUGAGCUGGAGGAUAUGUCUGCAUGGGACCUUGAAGGAGUUGCUCUUGGGAGAGUGUUAUAGUUUUGCUGCUGGACUCUUCCCUCCCUUCCCCCACCCCAUCAGGAUGAUAUGAGACUUGAAAGAAGACGAUGCAUACAGGAGGAGAGACUUCAGCAUGCAAACCUUCAUCUGUUCGGCUCGCACCGUCAUUUUCAUUCCAUGCUGCUGGCCUUCAGAUGGCUGGACAGAUGCCCCAUUCACAUCAGUACAGUGACCGUCGCCAGCCAACCAUAAGUGACCAACAGGUUUCUGCCUUAUCUUAUUCUGACCAGAUCCAGCAACCUCUAACCAACCAGGUGAUGCCUGAUAUUGUCAUGUUACAGAGGCGGAUGCCCCAAACCUUCCGUGACCCCGCAACCGCUCCGCUGAGGAAACUCUCUGUUGACUUGAUCAAAACAUAUAAGCAUAUUAAUGAGGUUUACUAUGCAAAAAAGAAGCGGAGACACCAGCAGGGCCAGGGAGACGACUCUAGUCAUAAGAAGGAGAGGAAGGUUUACAACGAUGGUUACGACGACGACAACUAUGACUAUAUUGUAAAAAACGGAGAGAAGUGGAUGGAUCGUUACGAAAUCGACUCCUUGAUAGGCAAAGGUUCCUUUGGACAGGUUGUUAAGGCCUAUGACCGUGUGGAGCAAGAAUGGGUUGCCAUUAAAAUCAUAAAGAACAAGAAGGCUUUUCUAAAUCAAGCCCAGAUAGAAGUGCGACUCCUUGAGCUCAUGAACAAACAUGACACUGAGAUGAAAUACUACAUAGUGCAUUUGAAACGCCACUUUAUGUUUCGAAACCAUCUCUGUUUAGUUUUUGAAAUGCUGUCCUACAACCUCUAUGACCUACUGAGGAACACCAAUUUUCGAGGGGUCUCUUUGAACCUAACACGAAAGUUUGCACAGCAGAUGUGCACUGCACUGCUUUUCCUUGCGACUCCAGAACUUAGCAUCAUUCACUGUGAUCUAAAACCCGAGAAUAUCCUUCUCUGUAACCCCAAACGCAGUGCAAUCAAGAUUGUUGACUUUGGCAGUUCUUGUCAGUUGGGGCAGCGGAUAUACCAGUAUAUUCAGAGUCGCUUUUACCGGUCUCCAGAGGUGCUACUGGGAAUGCCUUACGACCUUGCUAUCGACAUGUGGUCCCUUGGGUGUAUUUUGGUUGAAAUGCACACUGGAGAACCUCUGUUCAGUGGCGCCAAUGAGGUAGAUCAGAUGAAUAAAAUAGUGGAAGUUCUGGGUAUUCCACCUGCUCAUAUUCUUGACCAAGCACCAAAAGCAAGAAAGUUCUUUGAGAAGUUGCCAGAUGGCACUUGGAACUUAAAGAAGACCAAAGAUGGAAAACGGGAGUAUAAACCACCAGGAACCCGUAAACUUCAUAAUAUUCUUGGAGUGGAGACAGGAGGACCUGGUGGGCGUCGUGCAGGGGAAUCGGGUCAUACCGUAGCAGACUACUUGAAGUUCAAAGACCUCAUUUUAAGGAUGCUUGACUAUGACCCCAAAACUCGAAUUCAACCUUACUAUGCCCUGCAGCACAGUUUUUUCAAGAAAACAGCUGAUGAAGGUACAAACACGAGUAACAGCGUGUCCACAAGUCCCGCGAUGGAGCAGUCGCAGUCCUCGGGCACCACCUCCAGCACUUCGUCCAGCUCAGGAGGAUCGUCGGGGACGAGCAACAGUGGGAGAGCCCGGUCGGACCCGACGCACCAGCACCGGCACAGCGGCGGGCACUUCUCAGCCGCCGUCCAGGCCAUGGACUGCGAGACCCACAGUCCCCAGGUGCGUCAGCAAUUUCCUGCUCCCCUUGGUUGGUCAGGCACUGAAGCUCCUACACAAGUCACUGUCGAGACUCAUCCUGUUCAAGAAACAACCUUUCAUGUAGCCUCUCAACCUAAUGCAUUGCAUCAUCACCAUGGAAAUAGUUCCCAUCACCACCACCACCACCACCACCACCACCACCACCAUGGACAACAAGCCUUGGGUAACCGGACCAGGCCAAGGGUCUACAAUUCUCCAACGAAUAGCUCCUCUACCCAGGAUUCUAUGGAGGUUGGCCAUAGUCACCACUCCAUGACAUCCCUGUCUUCCUCAACUACUUCUUCCUCUACAUCUUCCUCCUCUACUGGUAAUCAAGGCAAUCAGGCCUACCAGAAUCGCCCAGUGGCUGCUAAUACCUUGGACUUUGGACAGAAUGGAGCUAUGGACGUUAAUUUAACCGUCUACUCCAAUCCCCGCCAAGAGACUGGCAUAGCUGGACAUCCAACAUACCAGUUUUCCGCUAACACAGGUCCCGCACAUUACAUGACUGAAGGACAUCUGACGAUGAGGCAAGGGGCCGAUAGAGAAGAGUCCCCCAUGACAGGAGUUUGUGUGCAACAGAGUCCUGUAGCUAGCUCGUGACUACAUUGAAACUUGAGUUUGUUUCUUGUGUGUUUUUAUAGAAGUGGUGUUUUUUUUCCAAAAAACAAAGUGCAAAGCUGCUUGAAUCAGAAGGAGAUUAACACACUGAACCGCUACAGGAAGGCAAAGCUGAUGUGUUGUUUUUUUUAACUUGAAAAGAUUGCAAAGGGACAAUGAAGUUUUUAAAAGAGCCAUGUCCGCACCCAUCUUCACGGAUAGCUCAGAGAGGUCCUCUUUCCGCCUCCCCCAUUUUAACUUGCCACAUCCCAGUCCUAGUGGGGUUUUUGUCUAUUCCACAAAAGUUUAAUGUUCAGAUGUUGGUCUUGGUCAUUUGCCAACUAAUUUUAAAAUAAAAAGGCACUGCACAGAUUUGCAUAAAGGGCCCCAUAAGGGUGUUUUUUCCUUUUUGUUUUUCUUUUUUUUCCCCUUUUCUGUUUUUUGUUUUCGUUUUUGUUUGUUUGGGGUGGGGGUGGGAAAUUUGGGUUUUCAAGUCCUAAACACACUCGGGCACGGAACGCAGUACUGUAAGGAAGAGGGCCUCCAGCUCACGCAGACGUUGCCGGCGGCUCUGUGGAAGGGGCGGCUGCGGGGAGUCUGUGAGGCAUAGGAAGCGUGCUAAGUGGCGGGGAUCAGAACUCUCCUGUCUGAACCUACUGAGGAGCGAAGCAGCAAUUACACGGGAUCCUGUGGGUCUCCUGUCGGAGGGGCCACAGUGAGAUAGGAAUGGAGCGUGACCGGCCCCCCGACAAGGUGCACUGAGAAGCAGUCAACGGGCCGGUCACGGCCGGCCCCGGGGAGGUCUGAGCGGUGGUCUUCGGGAUAGCCUUUGGCCUUAUGGAUUUGGACUCGACAUUAGAAGAGCCUGCCAUUUCAGAUGCAAUCACUUCUGGACACGCUUUUGCAGACAGUCCUUAAUGCUGAAAACACAGAGAAUGGGUAAUUCAAGAGGCCUUUCUUUUAAAAUAGACUUUUGUGACCCACUAAUUGUAAGGUAUUGCAAGGUCACUUUGCGUGUGUCAUAAAGUUGACUUCCUUAUUGGUUGAAGGUCACAGAGGUAGUGGUUUGCUUUGACGGAAAUAGCUACAGCUGUGUCCCUUCCUGCUUUUUACUUUUUCUUUUGCUUUUUCUCGGCACGUGGUAUCUCCACCAUUUCUUCUGCACAAAGAUGUCUUCUGUUCAUCCUGAACAUUUUUAAAAAAUGCAGAAUUUUAUGUGACUGCUUUUUUGCCUCACAAUUAUGCUGUGAAUUUUACAAAAAUUUAUUUUCUUUUUUGAUAAUUUAUUGUACCAAAGCUGUUUUUAUAGCACAUAGAUGUCUGUAACCAAUAAUGUAGCAGUUCUGCACUUUGACACAAGGUGUAACUAGACCAUUUUUAAAUGUCAGUUGAAAUUAUGGCUGUACUAUUGCUUAAACAAAACUGGAACUGUUGUCGAAUCCAUAGCCAAUACAUUUACAGCAAUCUGUGUACUGAACAUAAUAGAUUGACAUCUAAUUCAAGACUCCAACAUCUGUUACAUUCUGAAUGUGUUCAGGCUUCUGAAGGGAGAGGGGCACUGGGUCCAGAAGCUGUGGAGCCAGCAGUCGAUUCUUGUAUCCCUGAGUAAUCUACUUGUGAACUUGAAAGCGAGACCUUGGUUGCACCAACAGGUCCAAAGUAAGAUCACGAGCAAAGCGAAAGUCUCCUGUGUGACCUGAAGCAAACAGGCUGGUGUUGAACAGGUGCCUAGUUUCGAGAUUAUGCUGCCUUAAUGUAACACAGUCUGGCAGUUGCUAAAUUUGUGUUGUUCCCAUUUUAAAUUGACCAAUUUUAGGGUGUUACACUUUUGAGCGGUUGAAUUGGGAGAAUGAAGAUGAGCAAUUUACCUGUCCAGGAUCAAAAGAAGCCUAGAAAAGAAGCAGUAAUCUACCUCUGCCGAUAACCCUGUUCAAAACAACUCAGCAGAACACCACCUUACUUUUCACUGGUCAGUUCCAUGUGGCUGGCUAGUCAGUUUUUUUCUGAACAAAAGCAGGUUUUUAUAUGUAAACAGUAACAAAAGAAAGGCUUAAAACUAUGUGGAUGUGAAUGGAAACUGGGAAAUACUCAUUUUUAUAUACCACAAAUUUUUUUGUUAUUAAUCAGGACACCCAUAUUUAUUUUGUAAUUAAAUGUCAAGCCUGUGGAUGAUUUUUGAACUUGGUAGUUCAUAAAGGUUUACAGUGAAUAAAAGGAUAUCAUCUUGCGUAUAGCAACAUCAAAAGGAAUUCAGUAGUUACUGCUGUUUAGGAAUAUAAGGUAAAGAUACUUCUAUGGGUCAGGUCAUUUUUUUCUGUGCUGGUUGCCACAUCUUAAAAAGCACCAAAAAUCAAAAGCAGUUUUUAAACCGCUAUUUACAUAAAGGAAACCAUAAAAUCUAAUGCUUCUGCAUACUGUGUUAUGUUACAGUCCAGUUUUGUGUGCUUUACUACACGGUUUGGUUACAGGACUUCUGUGCAUUGUAAACAUAAACAGCAUGGAAAAGGUUAAAUACCUGUGUGCAGAUUGUAAGAUCUGGUCCGGACUUGCUGUGUAUAUUGUAACGUUAAAUGAAAAAGAACCCCCCCCUUUGUAUUAUAGUCAUGCGGUCUUAUGUAUGAUAAACAGUUGAAUAAUUUGUCCUCA